CCUCAGACUCAGAAGGAACCCACCAUGGUGCUGUCUCCCGCCGAUAAGACCAACAUCAAGUCCACUUGGGAUAAGAUUGGUGGCCACGCUGGCGACUACGGCGGAGAGGCGCUGGACAGGACCUUCCAGUCCUUCCCCACCACCAAGACCUACUUCCCGCACUUCGACCUGAGCCCCGGCUCCGCCCAGGUCAAGGCCCACGGCAAGAAGGUGGCUGAUGCGCUGACCACCGCCGUGGCCCACCUGGACGACCUGCCCAGUGCCCUGUCCGCCCUCAGCGACCUGCACGCCUACAAGCUGCGCGUGGACCCCGUCAACUUCAAGCUCCUGAGCCACUGCCUGCUGGUGACCCUGGCCUGCCACCACCCCACCGAAUUCACCCCUGCCGUCCACGCCUCCCUGGACAAGUUCUUCGCCGCCGUGAGCACCGUGCUGACCUCCAAGUACCGUUAAGCUGCAGCCAUGGCGGCGGGAGCCCCUGCCCUGGGCCCCUGGGUGGCCUCCUGCAACCGUGCCCUACACUUCCUGAUGUUUGAAUAAAGUCUGAGUGGGCUGC
Molecule: messenger RNA, 556 nt
Organism: Canis lupus familiaris (dog)
Lineage: Eukaryota; Metazoa; Chordata; Mammalia; Carnivora; Canidae
Product: hemoglobin subunit alpha-like
Biological process (GO): oxygen transport; hydrogen peroxide catabolic process
Cellular component (GO): blood microparticle; hemoglobin complex; haptoglobin-hemoglobin complex
Molecular function (GO): peroxidase activity; iron ion binding; organic acid binding
Source: RefSeq, marked provisional